GUUUACAAAAUCUUUCUACAUGUAACUGUUCCUACUUUUUAUCUCUAAUUGAUUCACCAUUUAAAACGAAGCCUUUAAGGAUGUGGUGGAUACAUCAGUAAUGGUCAAAUAGGUAAUCAACAAAUAUAAUCAACAAUCCCUUCUUGAAUGCCUAUUUUCUAAGCCCUCGGUAAGGGAACCUGUUGCUGUACUUACAUUGAGACCUACAGGGGACAUGUCCACCAUAUGUUAAUCUAGGUGUCCAUGACUUCAAACAACUGGCCAGGUUGAAAGUGGUUUUGAAAGUGUAAUGGUUUGUUACUGUUUUUGCUUACUUUGACAGUGUGGGCUACAAACCUUUUUCGUCAAGGACCCUGAAGUGUACUGGAAGUAUACUGAAUCUUCCAAGGCCCAGGGACAUUUCUUUGAAGGGAAACCCCACAAUUAACAAGGCAAAAAUAGACACAUUUGAUCAGGCUUAAUGAAGCAAAAUGACACAUUUUUCUAGAGGUAGAAGGGCUUCAGUAUAUGAGACUGGAAAGAUCCACAUGUGAAUCUCUUUACCCUCUACGGCUUGUAAAAGCACUUCUUCAAAGCACUUAGCCAAAAAGAGGUUUUAAAAAUCACCAUGACUGUUCCUGUACUGGGACAGGGGAUGGGUAUGGAGCCCCCUACUACUGUGUUGGUUGUGUGUGCGGUGGGAAGGGCCAUGCAGGAGUUUUUUCUCCUCAGAAGAAGCUGCCCUUUGUUGUGUGAGGACUUUGCUGCCAGUGAGGACUCAGCAAAGGUGAGCUUCUCCAGGUGGAUGAAGGCACUUACAGAGCAAGAGAGUAACAGGAACAGGAUGAUCAUAAGCAGCAUCAACAAGAUGUGAUGCUAGUCCUAGAUCCACAGCAGUAUCCUGUUCAUGUAGAGUUUAUUGUUUAUAACCUAUUCAUGUUUCAACAUCGCAAUAAGUAAUUGCUACAAUACAAGCUUGAAGAUGCUUCCUGUAUCCUGAGGUUUAAUAAAAACAGCAGCUGUUAGCCUAAGAACACGUUUAACUCAGGAUAGAAUUAUAGCAACUCGAUGUACUAAAGUUUAUAGUAUAAUAAGGGAUAUUCUUCUAAAAUACUGUGUAAUUUGGCAGGCAGUAUGAGUGAACCAUUGUGGUUUAUCUUGGCCUGGGCUUUUUAAAAUUGCAUGAUGAUCCUUGGAUUUCUUAAAUACAGAGUAACCCCAGAGCAUUCCUAAACUGGAAAGGAUCCAUAAGAAACCAAGAGGCUGUAUUAUGCUGCCACGGUGCAUUACUUAGGUGGGGAGGGCUGCCCUCCUGGAGUUCUACCAGCACCCAAUCCACACACAGUGCAAAAAGUUGUGUUAGGGCUAGUGGGUAGACACAGCUUCAAACUUGAGUGAUUUUAUAGGGAAAUUCAGCUCAGAAUCAGUGAGGAUUGAGGAGAUUCUUCUUUGCACUUAACCAACAGUAGAUCAGCUGGCUUGUAUAAGCUCAUUAAGAGAUCCAAUAAUCAGUUUACUCUGAUGCAGAGGGGAGUUGGUUAUAUUUUUGUUUUGUUUACAUCAGAAAUUAACUUAAACAUUGGGCUGUAAAUACACUAUCACUCAGUUCAGGUUGAGUAACAUCAAGUUUGUCAGCAAAUCCGUUGAAAUACUUCUCAAGCUCAUACAUCAUUAAGGAGAGGGAAAUAAACUGACUCAAGUUAUACUGAGUAAUUCCGUAAUGGAUGCUGAUAAUGACUCCAUGCACAAGAAGCCUGCUGAACAGGAGACGCCUAAGAUGCCAGAUAAUAUCUGAUUCCUACUCCUAAAAAGAAAAUUUAUUCUGGCUCAGGAGUUCCACAGCUACAAACUGUUUAAGGCUGGGAGAAGUCUUUAGAGAACUAUCACGAUUUAAUUUUAGCAAGCUAUCUUUGGAAGAUGAAAAAGAAGACAAAUCACAAGAAGGGAUGAAUAAAGCCAGCAAAGGUGGACUUAUCUAUGGAGACUACCUACAACUGAACAAAAUACUGAAUGCUCAAGAGCUUCAGAGUGAAAAGAAAGGAAGGAAAAUCCAUGAUGAGCAUCUUUUCAUUGUGACACAUCAAGCUUAUGAACUUUGGUUUAAGCAGAUUCUGUGGGAAUUGGAUUCUGUUCGGGUGAUCUUUCAAAAUGGCCAUGUAAGAGAUGAGAGAAACAUGCUGAAAGUUAUCACUCGAAUGAACAGAAUUUCAAUGAUUCUGAAAUUACUUGUGGAACAGUUCUCCGUUUUGGAAACUAUGACUGCAUUGGACUUCUUUGAUUUCAGAGACUACCUAAGCCCAGCCUCAGGUUUUCAGAGCCUGCAGUUUCGCUUGCUAGAGAACAAGAUUGGUGUUCCCCAAAGCCUGAGAGUCCCCUAUAACAGAAGGCAUUAUCGUGAUAACUUCAAGGGACAGGAUUAUGAACUACUGCUUAAAUCAGAGCAAGAACCAACACUUCUGCAACUUGUGGAGGCAUGGCUGGAAAGAACUCCAGGACUCGAGGCAGAAGGAUUUGAUUUCUGGGGACAAUUUGAAGUGAAUGUUUUAAAAGGUUUAGAAGAGGAAUUUGCCAUAGUGCAGGCCAAACCAGAAUCAGAAGAAAAAGAAGACUUCUUAUCUGAAUUCCAAAAACAGAAAGAUGUAUUACUUUCAUUAUUUGAUGAAAAACGGCAUGAACACCUGCUUAGUAAAGGAGAAAGAAGACUGUCUUACAAAGCACUGAAGGGUGCCCUGAUGAUCUACUUCUACAGAGAGGAGCCUCGUUUUCAGGUUCCCUUUCAGCUUCUUACCUCUCUUAUGGAUAUCGAUGUGCUCAUGACCAAAUGGAGAUAUAACCAUGUCUGCAUGGUGCACAGAAUGAUUGGCAGUAAGGCUGGCACAGGAGGGUCAUCAGGCUACCACUAUUUGCGCUCAACAGUGAGUGACAGAUACAAGGUGUUCGUGGAUUUGUUCAAUCUUUCAACAUUUCUAGUGCCAAGACCCUGGAUACCAAAAAUGAAUCCAACUAUUCAUAAAUUCCUUUAUACAGCAGAAUACUGUGACAGCUCCUACUUUAGCAGCGACGACUCUGACUGAACUACCACCUUUCUAGAGAGGUUGCUGUAAAGAACUUCAGAACUUCCAUCUUGACAGGUGCUAUCCCUCAAGUAUAGCGACUGUUCUCAUGCAGCAUGGGUGUGUAAAUAUUUAUUUAUGUAUGACAAUUAUGUGAAUAGUAUGAUCGACUUAUGGAAGAAAUUUAACCAUCUGUAGAAAAAAUAAUCUGUACUGAAUUAUGCUAUAUUAAAGCUAAAAUGAUAACCCAAUUCAAAUCAGUGGCCAGUUUAACUUAGCAGAAGUGUUGAAAAUUGUUGAAAAUAAAGCCCACUCUUAUGGAAAGGGAGCAAAUUAUAAUGAAUUAUCACAAUCAUGUCUUAUUUGUACAUAUUGUUGUGUGUUAGUUUGCCUAAUGGCUUUUAGUAAUUUAAUUCUUCAAGUCAAAGAUAUAAUUAUUCUCAUCAGCUUCAAAAGAAAAUUAAUUUCUGAGCAGUAGUGGAAUUUCAAAAGUAAUUUUGGGUUAAGAUUUUCAAAAGCUACAUUUUGAAAAACUAUUAAGUCUUCAGUCUGUGGAAACCCAAACCUCCCGAAUUGUAUUACGCAUGAAUGUAAAUCCCUUCAGUAGAAAUACUUAGCAUUAAGAAUAGUAGAUAUAAGUAAGUACUUCGCACUUUAAAUAAAGCAGUAUUAAAGCUCUUCUUUUGUUAAGUCUUCUUCUAAAGCAAGCAGUGUUCAAACAACAGUAUGGCAGAAAUUUAAAGUGUUUUUUUUUUAUUUUUAUUCAAAAUAUCAUUAAAAUAAAGAUAAAAUUGUUAUAUCAUAAAAGUGAAGUGACUUUGGCCAUAAGGUAUUGAUAGAGCUGGGUCGUCAUCUCAUUAGUGGACUCUCAUCUGCAUAAAUGCUUUCCCUGGAAAUAUGCAUACACCGCAGGCCUUAAUUUCUGUUGAGUUGUUCGGUCUAAUAAUGCUUUUUAGGUACUUAGGCUUGGCUGUACGGCUUCAAAAGCACAGAUGAAACUUCUGUGUUUGAUACUACUAUAACAACGUUACUCUUAUUAAUGUCAAUUUAGAACUUUAGCUGUUUUUUUUCUGGUUAGGGAAAUGUGCUAUUUGUUGUUUGUAAUCUGCUAAGGCAAUACUACAGAAGACUUCUCCUUUUGGUUAAUAUGAAGUUUUCAGCCAGUAAAACUUGGUAAGUAGCAGAAUCUGAAGUAGUGAAACAUAGUACUUGGUCUUUUUUUUUUUUCCACUGAAAAUAUUAGAAGUCCUUCAAAGUAGAAGGACUAAAACGACAAUAUUUACACAGACAAUUAUGAACAUUCAUGGCAUCUGUUACAAAAGGAUUAUACUACAGAGACCUAUUAACAUGGUACUAUGAGUGCAAAAAUUACAGAAUUGCUUCAAUACUUUUCCUAGUAGCACUUCAUCAGUGAUACAAGUAAAGAGUUCCAGAUGACAGAACACUUUGAAAGUGCAUGUUUAGUUGUCAAUUCUAGUUACAUUUGUCUCCAACUGCAGUUAUACAGGUCAGCAAAUCUAGAACCACUCUUUGGUUCCCAGCAAGUCUCCUGUGAGUUCAAUAAAGUUCAAUAAUUUUGUAGGGAAAUUCAGCAUCUACCCUACUUGGAGUACUCUGUAAUUGCUUAUUUCUAAAGGUUGCAAAUAUAUCAACAGCACUCUACUGCCAUUAUUUUUUCUAUAAUAGACAAUUUUUUUGCAUUUAUGCUUUGCCACUGGUUCCACUGUUAGUCAUGAAGUAGAGAAGAGAGUUGUGGAACUGACCCAGCUAUCAAAAGACAGAAUUAGUUGAUUUGCAAACACUUAUGUCCUGUCAAGGCAUGGGAUGUUAAGCCACUAGAAGUGUCUUGCGUUUGUCUAAAUAUAGUUUCUGCUUGCUUUUCUAUCCAUCUAACAAAUUAAUUCAGAAGACUGUGACAUGCCAGGCACUUUCUAAAACACUCCCUACUCUAAAGAGCUCUGAAUUUAUAUCUAUACAGGAAAGGUGUCAGACUGAAAUGGAAGGACUGCAGCACUACACUGACCCUGGGUGCUAAGGAGACAACUCUGACUACUCAUUCCCCUCCUCUAUUCUUCUAGCUUUAGAGAAAAUGUAGAAUUUCACAAAAAGGAGGAAGACAAAAUGUCCGAGGUGCUACAAAAGACAAGAUGGGUAUAAAAGUAUAACACAGAGAAUGUUUUCUUCCAACCUCCCCUUUCCCCACCCUAUAAAACCAGACAUAAUCAUAGUUCAUCUCAUGUUCUAUGUUCAUGGAUUAUACUCCAUCACACUGUUGAUUAUUGGAUUCAAGUUCCUUAUUUGUCAUCAAUUUUUUCCUAGCAAGAUUUUUAUGGAGUGUAUUCUUUAGUAUUCAGCACCUUGAUAGGGUUUCACAUUCACAGUUCCAAUCCAUCUUUUUAACCUCUUUCUGCACACUCUGUGGUUGAUUUUAAGUCUUCUUAUUCCAUGAGAGAUUUGAUACACGAUACACAUUCCAAAUAAAAACAC
Molecule: messenger RNA, 5519 nt
Organism: Cygnus olor (mute swan)
Lineage: Eukaryota; Metazoa; Chordata; Aves; Anseriformes; Anatidae
Gene: TDO2
Product: tryptophan 2,3-dioxygenase
Exons: 13
Coding region: 1926-3053 (375 amino acids)
Molecular function (GO): heme binding; metal ion binding; L-tryptophan 2,3-dioxygenase activity
Source: RefSeq, a predicted model, not a curated record